Molecule: messenger RNA, 408 nt
Organism: Aspergillus eucalypticola CBS 122712
Lineage: Eukaryota; Fungi; Ascomycota; Eurotiomycetes; Eurotiales; Aspergillaceae
Product: import motor complex subunit PAM16
Exons: 2
Coding region: 1-408 (135 amino acids)
Biological process (GO): protein import into mitochondrial matrix
Cellular component (GO): TIM23 mitochondrial import inner membrane translocase complex
Source: RefSeq, a predicted model, not a curated record
AUGGCUCAUCGUAUCGUCACUCAAGUCGUCGUCACGGGCGCCCGUGUCUUCGGCAAGGCCUUCGCCGAGGCCUACAAGCAAGCCCAAGCCUCCUCCAAGUACGCCGCGCAGACGGGCAAGAAGGUCGGCGCCAGCAUGUCUUCCGGUUUGACUCUCGACGAGGCCUGCAAGAUUCUCAACGUCAAGCCCCCGCAAAACGGCGAGGCCAACCUGGAGCAAGUGAUGGAACGAUUCAAGAAGCUGUUCGACCUCAACGAUCCCCAGAAGGGUGGUAGUUUCUACCUGCAAAGCAAGAUUCUUCGGGCCCGGGAGAGGUUAGAGAUGGAAGUCCGACAGGCCGAGCGCAAGAUGGCCGAGGAGAAGGAGCUGCGCGACGGCUGGAAGCCCAAGGUAUAUAAGGACCGGUGA